AAAUUCUGACCACGGACGAAGAUACAUGCUGUAAAAACUGACUGUACACGUUAUUGUCAAUGCCUCUUCGCCGAAUACCCGAAUACUGCCGCCAUCUUGGAUUUCGGCGCCAGCCAUGUAUGAGCUUAUAAGGUUGAGGGACAAUGGCUCCACCCCCUCAGAAAGACUCUGUGCCUCCUUCAGCCAAACACACCUGUAGGAUCUCACUCUCACCAUCAAACCUGAGCGAGCAGCACAAGAGAAGACCUGCUGGAGAACUGAGAGUGAUACGACACCAUGGCCUCCACCCUCUCUGUGCGCAGCUACUCGGUCCGUCAGCCCUCUUUCUCCAGCGUGUCAGUGAGGGACAGUGGGCGCAGCGUCCGCUCCAAACCCCAGGUCCCCAUUAGCACGUUGUCUCUGUCCCGUUCUGUCUCCAUGGGCAACGGCCUCAACAUGCUGGGCACCAGCCUCUCCCUUAACGGGCUCGGUAUGGGUGCCAGCGAGAAGGAGACCAUGCAGGGCCUGAAUGACCGGCUGGCAAACUACCUGGACAAGGUGCGCACCUUGGAGAGAUCCAAUGCUGAGCUGGAGGUGAAGAUCAAACAGCUGAUGAUGGAGAGGGCUCCUAAAGGACACGACAUAGAUGGGAUGAUGGCUCAGGCACACGCCAUCGGACAGGAGGUGAGGAGAAAGACGCUGGAGAAUGCCCGCAUAAUGCUGGAGAUCGAUAAUGCCAAACUGGCGGCCGAUGACUUCAGGGUCAAAUGGGAGGCAGAAGCCACCUUGUGCCAGUCUGUGGAGAGGGACUGUCAGGCUCUGAGGAGAGCAAAGUCUGACCACGACCAGAUCAUAGCCACCCUGCGAGGUGACCUGGACAGCCUGAAGGAGGAGCUCUACUUUUUGAAGAAGAAUCACGAUGAGGAAAUGAGUGCUCUGAGAGCGCGCCUAGCCAAUGAGCAGGUUAAUGUGGAGGUGGAUGCAGCUCAGGGUCCAGAUCUUGGGGCCAUCAUGGCUGAACUGAGGGUCCAGUAUGAGGGCAUCACUCGCAAAAACAAAGAGGAGGCUGAGGCCUGGUACCUUAAGAAGUUAGAGGCAGUGCAGUCAGAGGUGAAAGAAAGCAACGAGGCUCUGCGUUGUGCUCAAAGUGAACUCAGCGAGAGGCGACGUUUCUUGCAGGCUCUGGAGGUCGAACUGGACAGUCUCAGAAAGCAGGUCAGUGUGUUGGAAGGAAACCUGGGAGAAACGGGUCACAAGUAUUCUGUGGAGAUGGACCGUCUUCAGGCCACGCUGACUCAGCUGGAGGAUGAGCUGUCUCAGCUUCGUUUGGACAUGCAACGCAACAAGACUGACUAUGAACAGCUGCUGCGCAUCAAACAGAACCUGGAGAUGGAGAUCGCCACCUACAGGAGGCUGCUGGAGGGAGAGGAGAUGGUGAAAGAAACACCUCCACCUCCUAAAAAAGACCCUGAUGUAAGGACCAGGAAGAUUGUUAAAGUGGUUACCCAGACCAUGAUCAAUGGAAAGGUGGUUGAUGAAUCCAGUGAGGUGGAGCAGAUUGAGGAGCGCAAAAAAUGAGCCAAAGUGUGUAAAGAAAAGUGAUGUAUCUAAAACCCAAAGCGUCUGCUGUGCUUCAGGUCACAGCUUUUUUUUAAUCAUUUUUUCCUUAUUUUUUUGUUUUAUCAAAUUUGCCAAAAUAGAUGAGUAAUAGAGUUUAUCUGGAACUUUAGUUGGUCUUCUCUUGCAACAUGAAAAAUAUAUGUAUUCACAAAAAUGGAGGAACUCAUUUCAUAUUAGAUCAAACUGAUCUCGGUGUUUAAAUAGCCGGUCUUAUAAAACGUGUCCAAAGAAAUGCAUGAAGAUUGUCCUAGGAUUUCAUGAAACAUAGAAAUCUGAGGAAAAUAGAAGCUGAGCUCAAAAUCCAUUAAAGGAAUCUGCUCAAGAAUGUGCUUUUACCAUCAAUAGGAGGAGACAGAUGAGAAAUUUCAACACCACUUUUACUUGUAUGGUGAAAAUACCUUUACAGCUAUUUGCAAAUUAGCUUAUCUUAGCAUAGCAUAAAGUCUGGAAACAAAGGUAUAAAAGCAAGUCUUGUAGUUAGCAAGAUAAAUAAAAUCUACCAGUGCCUGUAAUGCUCAAAGCAAACAAUUUAUAUUUGGGUAAUCUAAUAAAUACAGAAGCCAAUGAAUUCCAAUUUCUAAGCUAAGCUAAUGAGCUUUUGUCUGCAGCCUGUUAUUUGUUGAAUGGAUAUGAUGAGUGAAUUUAAGUAUUUGUAAAACAAUUAAAUACAAUGUAAUUUUUUAAAAGACAGAGUAAUAUUUGCAGUUAUGAAUACAUGCAUGUUUAGAAAAUGUCUGGAUUUUUCAGUCAGUAUCUACUGUUAUUGCUGGAUAGUUUUUUUUAAAUAGUGAUAAAAGUAUUUCAUUGCCUUUUGUUAAAAUAAGAAAACAAAUCAACUCAACCAAAGCAGAUGUACAGUGUCAAUAAAAAAACUUUGUGUAAACUUG
Molecule: messenger RNA, 2486 nt
Organism: Cheilinus undulatus (humphead wrasse)
Lineage: Eukaryota; Metazoa; Chordata; Actinopteri; Labriformes; Labridae
Gene: krt1-c5
Product: keratin, type 1, gene c5
Exons: 10
Coding region: 277-1557 (426 amino acids)
Molecular function (GO): structural molecule activity
Source: RefSeq, a predicted model, not a curated record